Molecule: messenger RNA, 696 nt
Organism: Thelazia callipaeda (thelaziosis nematode)
Lineage: Eukaryota; Metazoa; Nematoda; Chromadorea; Rhabditida; Thelaziidae
Source: the annotation of a GenBank genome assembly
AUGUCGUGUCUCACUUCAAAUGGUGGAAAUGGUGCGAUGAAAAGAAGGCAAGGAGCACGAGGUCGAAAACGCGAUGAACUACCACUGCUGGGUAUUGCAGCAAGGCGAGCAUUAUCUGGAAGUAUCACAUCACGGCAGGGUAGGAGUGUUUCUACUAAUGGACGACGAAAUGUUGUCAAUACUGUGGUAAAUAAAUAUGCUAAUCGUAGAACGUCUUUUUUCAAAUCAGUGCGGCCACAAAAAGCAAGUACUCAAAAAGCAGGCAUCAAAUGCCAUGAAUCAUUGUGGGAUAAGGAUGGACGCUUGUUUCGAAAAGGUGAUAUAAUUUCUAUCACAGAUUCUAAAGAUGGUUUGGAGUAUUUUGGGCAGAUUCGAACUCUUAUAUCUAAUCAACUGGGUGAACGCUUCGCCGCUCUCAUAUGGUUAGUUCCUACGGAUUCAGCACGUGAUAGCCAUCAGUUUGAUGCCAAGAAUUUCGUCCAUGUCUUGUCAGAUUCAGGAAUGUAUCCACUUGGGAUCUGCAAAUUUGUCCAACACUCCCCACUACUUCCUGCUUAUUUUUUGGAUUGGAAGCCGCACUCAGAAGUGGAAAAAAGGUUGCGAGAAGAAUUGGAAGAAAGAGUUCGUUCUGCCAACACGCUAUCAACUACUUUAUCGUCAUUUGAUGAUCGAAUCCUACCCUCUAACUCAAGUUGA